UGUGAUGAAUAUUCAAUUGAAUAUUUAAAUUGCUUGUGGCUGUGGCAUGCUUGCACCUCACUAGAACAAGUAAAGACAGCUUUAAUGACGUUUGAUUUUUGUCUUUCGUUUGCUAUCGGUCUGUAUUUUGCGACGAUGAAUUGUUUUGCGUGAUAUAAUGUUUAUAGUUUAAAUUGUGUUUUUAACCACACACUAAUAUAAAUUUUGGUAAUUUGAAUGGAAUAGAGCAAAAUAAAUAAAACAAGACUUUCAAUACCGUGAUUUAUGUGAAGUUAAUCGGAGAAUAUUGAGUUCUGAUAUUCAAGCACUCGAAGUUCAUUGGUAACCAUCGAGGGAGUAGCGGGCGAUAUUAGAACAAUAAUGAUAAUGACACGGCCAUGACGAAACACUAUUCUAAUGGUCACAUGACAUUCAAUGACUAUUUUAUGAUGUACUUGGCGAAAUGGAAGCGUGCUGCAGUUGUAUUGAUGCUAGUAUGGAUCGGAGUUACUUACCUGGUUAUAUCACCGCUCAGAUGCAACGGUGGUUCAGAUGAGGUUUUAGAAUUUCAAGAUAGAUUAAGGAGAGUAUCGUCACAGUUGGAAACGCUAAGGCAGCAGCACAGCAAUCUCAUUGCGCAGAUAAGAAGGUCGUCAGGGUUAAAUGGUAACCUGAGGGACAUAGACACGGGGUCCUUGUUCCUGGACACGGGACACGGCCCCACCGAGGACUACGAGAAUCUCAGACGCAGGGUAUACUCCAACACUAAGGAGCUGUGGUAUUACAUCAGCCAUGAGCUGAGCAAAGUCAUGUAUGAGGACAAUAAAGUGGAGAAGAUACAAGCGGUUUUAGACCAAAUAGCUGAGAGAAAAAGGUCCCUAUUAUCGGACCAGGAGAAGCUCCCGGAGCUCGAUGGCUACCACGAGUGGCGCCAAAUGGAAGCAGCCAACGUCAGCGAUCUUAUACAACGCAGACUGCGGCAUCUACAGAACCCGCCCGACUGCAGGGAGGCGAGGAAGCUCAUCUGCAACCUUAAUAAGGGUUGCGGUUUUGGUUGCCAGCUCCAUCACAUAGUGUAUUGUCUGAUAUUUGCGUACGCAACAGAAAGAACCUUAAUACUGAACUCUAAAGGUUGGAGAUACAAUAACAAGGGCUGGGAUUAUGUGUUCUACCCGAUAUCCGAUAGUUGCACCAGCGUGUACGACGAUAAAGUUAUACAGUGGCCAGUGUCAUAUGAUGCCAAGGUUAUAUCGUUGCCUUUCAUCGACUCAAUAUCACAGAAGCCCAAGUUCUUGCCACUAGCUGUACCUAAAGAUUUAGCUCAUAGGAUAGUACGGUUCAAUGGAGACCCGGCGUCGUGGUGGAUCGGGCAGAUGGUCAAGUUUAUAUUGAAGCCGCGACCUUCAUUGCAGAAGGCCAUCAACGAGACCAUCGCUAAGAUGAACUUCAAGAACCCUAUUGUAGGGGUACACAUUCGCCGUACGGACAAAGUGGGUACCGAAGCGGCUUUCCACCACAUUCACGAAUAUAUGACGCACGUGAAGGCGUAUUACGACCAACUUCAGCUCACUCGGCUAGUCGACGUCCGGAGAGUAUACCUGGCUACUGAUGAUGCUAAUGUAUUAGAAGACGCCCGUACCAAGUAUCCUGAGUACGAAUUCCUGGGCGAUCCAUCCAUAGCUAAGACUGCGGCCACGCAUCGCAGAUAUACGCCGUUAUCACUCACGGGGUUACUGUUAGACCUGCAUUUGUUGGCCCGCUGUGAUUACAUCGUAUGCACUUUGAGUAGCCAGGUGGGUCGCGUGGCAUACGAGAUGAUGCAGACGAACAGAGUGGACGCUUCGGACAGUUUCUUCUCCCUCGACGACAUCUACUACUUCGGCGGGCAGAACGCCCACGAUCGAGUUGCCGUUCUACCGCACACUGCCGUCGAUACUCAGGAUAUAGCACUACAGGUGGGCGAUCUCAUAGGUAUAGCUGGUAACCACUGGAAUGGUUACGGCCGUGGCACGAACAAACGAACUAAUAUGAACGGGCUAGUGCCAUGGUACAAAACCGCGGACCACCUAGUACUGUACCCGUUUCCGGAGUACAAAAACGUACCUCUGUACUCGGACACGCGGCAGAAGGACUUAUAGGUCCAGUGACAACUUUUUAUAAUUUAUUAUAUAUCCACUGAACGGGUUAUAAUUUAUUUUGCUCAUUACAUAUUUUUUAAGCAAGGCAACAUUGGCAUGUGUAAUGUGGCAACGUGUUAUAUCUGAGACCGUUGAAGGUGUAUUAAAAACCCCAUUUGUUGGUAAAUACUUCUUGUUUGUAUUGUCUAGUCAACGGCACUUUGGAUAUAAAUCUCAAAUUCUCUCAAUUGAUUAUAAAUUUUACACAGACGCGUUUAGGUCGAAAAUGGAAUGCCGUUGACUAUACAAAGUUAGAAGUAGCUCACACUGUUAUGUACAAAGAGUUUAUGUAAGUGUCGUUUAUAAAACGAAGUGUCUAGUUGGUUAUGGCACAAUAUAAGUACUGUGCGUUAUUAUUUAGAAAAUCCAAUUUACAUUAUUUCAGUUUGAUUUCUUUCUUUCCUGUUCUACAGGCCCGUAUUACAGAAUGACAACUAAGUGUUGAUCUUUACUUGAGUGCAGUUAGAAAGGGAUGUCGCUAUGUGCUAUAUAUAGCGACAUCCCUUUCUAACUAUGCUCAAGACUAGAUCAAUCACUGAGAAUCUUUCUAUAAUACGGGCCUAAUACUAUCAUGAGUAGAGCGCCAACUUUUCCUUCCACCAAUGUGUAUGCAUCACGUUUAACAGCU
Molecule: messenger RNA, 2784 nt
Organism: Chilo suppressalis (striped riceborer)
Lineage: Eukaryota; Metazoa; Arthropoda; Insecta; Lepidoptera; Crambidae
Source: the annotation of a GenBank genome assembly